GACUUCUGAAGAGUCGACAUAUUUGUGUAUUGAAGAAGUUCUUCUUAGUGAGCCUAGAGAAAAUAAAAAUUGUGCAGGCAGUCUAUUGAUAAGCGAGCUUCCAGAGGUUGAUGUGAUUAGAUCCAGCAGGUACUUCUGGUGAAUUUGCGCCUGAGAGCAAACUAGGAGAUGUUAGAAAAACCUACCUGUUUGGUGCUCCUUGACAAAGUCUCCAUCCAGAUCAUCUUUUUUUGUUUGGUUUUUCGAGACAGCGUUUCUCUGUAGCUUUGGAGCCUGUCCUGGAACUAGCUCUUGUAGUAAACUAGCUCUUGUAGACCAGGCCAGCCUGCCUCUGCCACCGCCUGGCUCAGCCAGUUGUCUUUUAAGGAAUUGGUGCCUGCUCUCUAGGCAGCCCCUCAAAUACCACCAGGCAACUAGCUGGACUGAGUGAGUAAGCUACCGCCCCGGAAAUGACGCGCUGCCCCGCUGGCACUGGCGGCGCGGAAGUAGCGAUGGCGGAGCUUUACGUGAAGCCGGGCAACAAGGAACGCGGCUGGAACGACCCUCCGCAGUUCUCUUAUGGGCUGCAGACUCAGACUGGUGGACCCAAACGCACGCCCCUUACUAAGAGGGUCGCGGCCCCGCAGGAUGGAUCCCCUAGAGCCCCAACUUCAGAAACAUCUGGACCACCUCCAGUGGGUCAUCCACCUCCUUCAAGUAAGGCUUCAAGGCCUCCACCUAUGGGGACUUGUCCUGCUACUGGUGUGGAACCCCCAACUUCCCCAGUCACUGAGUCUGAGGUUCCACUGGAAGAUGUACUGCGACCUCUGGAACAGGUGUUGGAGGACUGCCGUGGCUACACAAAGAAACAGAACUUUUACACCACCAGUGGGAUGCAGCAGAUGACAUUCACCGCUCACUCAUGGUUGACCAUGUGACUGAGGUCAGUCAGUGGAUGGUGGGAGUUAAAAGGUUAAUUGCAGAAAAGAGGAGUCUGUCUUCAGAGGAGGCCAAAGAAGAGACAUCUACAAUGGCACCUGAGAACCAGACAGUACCAGGCUUCCAACAGUCUUCAUAAUCCUGGGGCCUCCCCAGACUCACUCAAAUGAUCUAUGCCUCGGUGUGGAAGGCCUCUUCUCGCUUGGGUCCCAUUACCACCAGGGAGACAAUUGUGUUGGGCCUGACCAAAGAUCCUACCUGGGCCACUUGCAAGAUAACUUGUUACUCAUAAUAUGUAUAUUUCAAUAAAAAUCUCAAUGGUGGGAAGUGGGUAGGAAAGGUGAGCCAUUCUGAUGCCAGACUGGUUCUUUCUGGUGUCAGUUUCCCUGCUCCAUGAAUACUAUUCCUUGUUCCAUUCAUCAAGAAGGGCCUUGCCGGGCAUAGCCAUAUUGCUACCUGCUUUUCUCAAAAUUAGACUGAAAAGCACAUUUUUUUGUAACAUA
This is a messenger RNA of Microtus oregoni (creeping vole), 1421 nucleotides long. Its product is annotated as steroid receptor RNA activator 1-like. The coding region runs from base 450 to 917 and encodes 155 amino acids. Gene Ontology annotation, cellular component: nucleus. Gene Ontology annotation, biological process: regulation of transcription by RNA polymerase II. The record is from RefSeq and is a predicted model, not a curated record. The transcript has 5 exons. NCBI's taxonomy places the organism in Eukaryota, Metazoa, Chordata, Mammalia, Rodentia, Cricetidae.